UAAAAAUAUAUAUUAUCCACAGGCCUCUCGUCUUAAUACUCAACUUUAGAGAUGCUGUUUUUUUGUAGUAGCUAGUUCGUCGCGUCCCCUUUAAGUGGUGUUGGGUGUAGGCUGUGUGAAACUCGAAGGGAAGCUAAAAGAGUCAAACUGAAGGUAACAGUUCUUUAAACAAUUUUUACUCCAACGGCACAUUUAGACUGUUUAAACAUAUAAUUUUUUAGAUAAAUAGAUUUAGCAAACCUCCAUGUGAACGCUUUCAACUUCUGUGUGAAAAAUUAUGCGGUGGGGGACAUUUAAGGUUCGUUGAGGCUGGAUGGCUGGAUGCAGUCGUCAUGGUGAAGGAUGUUCCGGAAAGUCAAAAAGCGCCACAGCAGCAGCAGCUCGCAAAGCAGUGAGAUCAGCACCAAAAGCAAAUCUGUCGACUCCAGUUUGGGAGGACUCUCCAGAUCCAGUACCGUCGCCAGCCUCGACACAGAUUCCACCAAGAGCUCAGGUAACAGCACGUCUGAAACAUGUGCUGAGUUCCGUGUAAAGUAUGUGGGAGCCAUUGAGAAGUUACAGUUUGACAUGAGCAAGACCCUCCAGGAGCCUCUGGACCUAAUCAACUACAUUGAUGCCACUCAGCAAGACGGAAAGCUGCCCUUUGUGCCGGGAGAGGAAGAAAUGAUUCUGGGAGUGUCAAAGUAUGGAGUCAAAGUGGCGUCUCUGGACCAGUGUGAUGUGCUGCACCGGCACCCUCUGUACCUGAUAGUGCGUAUGCUAUGUUACGACGACGGACUAGGUGCAGGGAAGAACCUCCUGGCUCUCAAAACCACCGAUGCAAAGCAAGAGGAGUGCAGCAUCUGGGUGUACCAGUGCAGCAGCUCGGAGCAGGCUCAGUCCAUCUGCAAGGUGCUGUCGGCUUCCUUUGACUGCGCUCUGACAUCAGAGAAGUCCUGAGAGCAGGACGGGAGCUGAGAUCUGACAAAAUCAGCAACAGUAAAUCAGAAGAUUCCCAAAAAAUUUAAAUUAUUUCCCUUUUGUCUAAAUUUGCUUUGUUUUCUUUAAGAUACACUAGAGGACACAUCUUGUCUAUUUUCCAUGUUAGUUUGUGGGAAAACAAUCAAUUUAGCCUUUGUAUUGAUGGCAAAGUCCCGUCAAGCUCAGUUUGUGGUACGUACCAUCACCCGACUACCAUUCUGCGGUUGAGACAAGACUGUCAAUUUGUCUGAAUCAUUACCUUUGAAUUUGUUUCCUUUACCGCGUGUGUUCCCUUGACCGUUCACAUGAAGUCAAGAGCAAAAAAAGUAACUUUAAGAAAAAAAAGAGAACAUUUUUGCUUCUUUUUUUUUAAAGCAUUGGAGUAAGCAAACAAUGUCAAUAAUUCAUAGUUAAUGUAAGUGAUGGUCGGAAAUGGUACAUAAUGUCACCACCCAGCUGUGUCAAUGUGGGAGACAUUUUUCCCAGAAGGAAAUACCCGGUACAAACAUGCAGUUUGCAGUGGAAAUCACUCCGAUUGCUUUUGUGUUGUUGUGUAUGCUGAAACAAACAGUAUUGGCAUAACAGUCACUUUUUUGACUCGAAGGUACAUUAUACAAAGCUAAAAACUUAACUGUGUGAGUAAAGUCUUUUUUUUAUUUUUUACUUGUGGGAUAUACUUAUUUUUAGUGACAGUUUGGACUUUUAAUGUAUCUUGUGUUAAAGGUCUUUUUACUGCAAGUUUCUUGGUACCAAAGACAUUUAAAAAAAAAAAAAAAUUUUUAUGCAGUGUAUAAAAAUGGAUUAAGUACAUUAGACUUACUGGAACCAGAUAAACCCUAACUGUGAGGCUGUUAGAUUUUGGAGGAAAACGCAUGUUUACAGUCGUGGUACUUACUUACUUCACAGUGUACAUAAUAAUAGCCCAUUCCUCCUUAUUCUGGCCUCCUUUUCAGCGCUGUCCUUUUAAGAUUGGGUUGAAAAUGGGAAUUAAAGAAUUUGAUCUGGUACAAUAAAGGCUUAUUGUUUUGUUUUUGAAGAGUAA
This is a messenger RNA of Etheostoma cragini (Arkansas darter), 2002 nucleotides long. It is a transcript of the gene itgb1bp1, whose product is annotated as integrin beta 1 binding protein 1. The record is from RefSeq and is a predicted model, not a curated record. The transcript has 7 exons. Gene Ontology annotation, cellular component: lamellipodium; cell periphery; ruffle. Gene Ontology annotation, molecular function: integrin binding. Gene Ontology annotation, biological process: negative regulation of focal adhesion assembly; negative regulation of substrate adhesion-dependent cell spreading. Bases 343 to 939 code for a protein of 198 amino acids. NCBI's taxonomy places the organism in Eukaryota, Metazoa, Chordata, Actinopteri, Perciformes, Percidae.